This is a messenger RNA of Piliocolobus tephrosceles (Ugandan red Colobus), 1444 nucleotides long. It is a transcript of the gene UBL7, whose product is annotated as ubiquitin like 7. Gene Ontology annotation, molecular function: polyubiquitin modification-dependent protein binding. NCBI's taxonomy places the organism in Eukaryota, Metazoa, Chordata, Mammalia, Primates, Cercopithecidae. Gene Ontology annotation, biological process: ubiquitin-dependent protein catabolic process. Gene Ontology annotation, cellular component: cytosol. Bases 185 to 1327 code for a protein of 380 amino acids. The transcript has 12 exons. The record is from RefSeq and is a predicted model, not a curated record.
CCUUGGGCCAGUGACUUUACUGAGUCUUGGUUCCCUCAUCCUUAAAUGUGGCUAAUGCCUGCCGCAGGGAACCGUUGUGAGGAUUAGAGGUCUCUUUGGAAGCAAUAAUGAUGACUAUAACAAGAACUUAUCUUGCUUUGCAAGAUUCUUCCGCCGGAGAAAGAGAGAGCGCGAAAGAGAGAGGAUGUCUCUCUCAGACUGGCACCUGGCGGUGAAGCUGGCUGACCAGCCACUUGCUCCAAAGUCUAUUCUUCGGUUGCCAGAGACAGAACUGGGAGAAUACUCACUUGGGGGCUAUAGUAUUUCAUUUCUGAAGCAGCUUAUUGCUGGCAAACUCCAGGAGUCUGUUCCAGACCCUGAGCUGAUUGAUCUGAUCUACUGUGGUCGGAAGCUAAAAGAUGACCAGACACUUGACUUCUAUGGCAUUCAACCUGGGUCCACCGUCCAUGUUCUGCGAAAGUCCUGGCCCGAACCUGAUCAGAAACCAGAACCUGUGGACAAAGUGGCUGCCAUGAGAGAGUUCCGGGUGCUGCACACUGCCCUGCACAGCAGCUCCUCUUACAGGGAAGCGGUCUUUAAGAUGCUCAGCAAUAAGGAAUCCCUGGAUCAGAUCAUUGUGGCCACCCCAGGCCUCAGCAGUGACCCCAUUGCUCUUGGGGUUCUCCAGGACAAGGACCUCUUCUCUGUCUUCGCUGAUCCCAAUAUGCUUGAUACGUUGGUGCCUGCUCACCCAGCCCUCGUCAAUGCCAUUGUCCUGGUUCUGCACUCAGUAGCAGGCAGUGCCCCGAUGCCAGGGACUGACUCCUCUUCCCGGAGCAUGCCCUCCAGCUCAUACCGGGAUAUGCCAGGUGGCUUCCUGUUUGAAGGGCUCUCGGAUGAUGAGGACGACUUUCACCCAAACACCAGGUCCACACCCUCUAGCAGUACGCCCAGCUCCCGCCCAGCCUCCCUGGGGUACAGUGGAGCUGCUGGGCCCCGGCCCAUCACCCAGAGUGAGCUGGCCACCGCCCUGGCCCUGGCCAGCACUCCGGAGAGCAGCUCUCACACACCGACUCCUGGCACCCAGGGCCAUUCCUCAGGGACCUCACCAAUGUCCUCUGGUGUCCAGUCAGGGACACCCAUCACCAAUGAUCUCUUCAGCCAAGCCCUACAGCAUGCCCUUCAGGCCUCUGGGCAGCCCAGCCUUCAGAGCCAGUGGCAGCCCCAGCUACAGCAGCUACGUGACAUGGGCAUCCAGGACGAUGAGCUGAGCCUGCGGGCCCUGCAGGCCACCGGUGGGGACAUCCAAGCAGCCCUGGAGCUCAUCUUUGCUGGAGGAGCCCCAUGAACUCCCUGCUUCCCCUGAACUCCCAGCAAAGUUACAGAGGCUGCUGCCCAUGGGAGGCACUCAUGAAGGUGCCUCCGUCUCUCCCUCCCCAAUAUACCCACCUGAUGGUCAACUCUC